This is a messenger RNA of Carica papaya (papaya), 1818 nucleotides long. It is a transcript of the gene RIN1, whose product is annotated as P-loop containing nucleoside triphosphate hydrolases superfamily protein. Gene Ontology annotation, molecular function: ATP-dependent activity, acting on DNA; ATP binding; ATP hydrolysis activity. NCBI's taxonomy places the organism in Eukaryota, Viridiplantae, Streptophyta, Magnoliopsida, Brassicales, Caricaceae. The record is from RefSeq and is a predicted model, not a curated record.
AUGGAGAAGAUGAAGAUAGAAGAGGUUCAGUCCACUGCCAAGAAGCAGCGAAUCGCUACACACACUCACAUCAAAGGCCUCGGCCUCGAGCCCAAUGGAACACCAAUUCCUUUAGCUGCUGGCUUUGUCGGUCAGCUGGAGGCAAGAGAGGCAGCUGGUCUUGUUGUAGACAUGAUAAGGCAGAAGAAGAUGGCUGGUAGGGCAUUGUUACUUGCUGGGCCUCCUGGUACUGGGAAGACUGCUUUGGCGCUCGGGGUAUCCCAAGAGCUGGGAAGCAAGGUUCCAUUCUGUCCAAUGGUAGGAUCAGAAGUUUACUCAUCUGAAGUGAAGAAAACUGAGGUUUUGAUGGAAAAUUUCCGACGUGCUAUUGGGUUACGAAUCAAGGAAAAUAAAGAGGUCUAUGAAGGAGAGGUUACUGAACUCUCCCCAGAAGAAACUGAGAGCAUGACGGGCGGUUAUGGUAAAAGCAUCAGCCAUGUCAUUAUUGGACUUAAAACUGUCAAAGGAACCAAACAAUUGAAGUUGGACCCCACUAUUUAUGAUGCCUUGAUUAAGGAAAAGGUGGCUGUUGGAGAUGUUAUUUACAUUGAAGCAAAUAGUGGAGCUGUCAAAAGAGUUGGUAGAAGUGAUGCUUUUGCUACAGAAUUUGACCUUGAAGCAGAAGAGUAUGUUCCACUUCCUAAAGGAGAGGUUCACAAAAAGAAGGAAAUUGUGCAGGAUGUAACACUACAUGAUCUAGAUGCUGCAAAUGCACGGCCUCAAGGUGGGCAAGACAUCCUGUCUCUAAUGGGUCAGAUGAUGAAACCAAGGAAAACAGAAAUCACUGACAAAUUACGACAAGAAAUAAAUAAGGUUGUUAACAGAUAUAUUGAUGAAGGAGUUGCAGAGCUUGUACCCGGAGUCCUUUUCAUUGAUGAGGUACAUAUGCUGGAUAUGGAGUGUUUUUCAUACUUGAAUCGUGCUUUAGAGAGCUCGCUGUCCCCGAUAGUGAUAUUUGCUACAAACAGGGGAAUAUGCAAUGUAAGAGGGACUGACAUGGAUAGCCCUCACGGCAUACCAGUCGAUUUAUUGGACCGAUUGGUCAUAAUCCAGACAAAAAUCUAUGAUCCUGCUGAAAUGAUACAGAUCUUAGCAAUUCGAGCACAGGUAGAGGAACUAGUUGUAGAUGAAGAAAGCUUGGCCUUCCUUGGGGAGAUUGGGCAGAGAACAUCCUUAAGACAUGCAGUUCAGCUGUUGUCUCCUGCCAGCAUUGUGGCGAAAAUGAACGGCCGAGACGCUAUAUGCAAGGCUGACCUCGAGGAAGUCAGCUCCCUGUAUCUGGAUGCCAAGUCUUCAGCUAAGCUUCUUCAGGAGCAGGCGGAGAAAUACAUUUCAUGAUAAAUCUAUUUAGGCCGUUCUUCUAUCCACCUGCAAAGUAACAUUUUUGUGUCUGAUAGCUCCAUGAUCGGUAUUUCGGCAGAGGGAGGGUUUGCAUUUUAGGAUUUUUAUCUCUUGAUUCUAAAAGUUAUUGAAAGUCAAAGAAUUAUGAUUUUGAUCCUUUUUAUUCUUCGACCCCAGGCAUCAGUGUUGAAAUGACUGUAAUACUUAAUCCAUACACCAUUGGCGUUGUCUAUAUGUUCAACAAAAGCCAGUGGGAAAAAGAAAAAGAAAAAGAAAAAGCACUCUCCAGCAUACCUCUGGUUCUGCUUGGGAAAUCAGGCUCCGGCUUUUGUUGAGGGAUUUAAACGUUACACAAAUAUAAUUAAUGUUUGUAUACACCGUUGUAGUAGUACCUUAACACUAUGUUUGGAUCUUAAUAUAGAAUUUUAAUGUAUGAUA